This is a messenger RNA of Anopheles coustani, 3494 nucleotides long. RefSeq lists its product as uncharacterized. Gene Ontology annotation, biological process: asymmetric cell division; regulation of asymmetric cell division; apical protein localization. Gene Ontology annotation, cellular component: apical cortex. The transcript has 6 exons. Gene Ontology annotation, molecular function: cytoskeletal adaptor activity. The coding region runs from base 1 to 2868 and encodes 955 amino acids. The record is from RefSeq and is a predicted model, not a curated record. NCBI's taxonomy places the organism in Eukaryota, Metazoa, Arthropoda, Insecta, Diptera, Culicidae.
AUGUCACGCUCAAACUUUCAGCGCUCGCAAAGCAAAGUUUGGUUCGGUAACGAGCCCGACGGUGGAGGUGGUUCCUUCGGUGGCAUUAUUGGUGGCGCAUUUGCUGGCUUUCGACCGUACGGGGCGGCGACAGGAUCGUACCAAUACCACCACCAUGGGUUCGGUGGUGCGCCACUGCUUUCCUCGCGGACGGGCUACCCUUCCUUUCACGAUCUCGAAGAGGAGGACGAGCUGAUCGAGGAGGAGCAGCAACAGGAGGAGAAGCAGAAGAAACAGCAGCCGGCCCGGAACAACGACUGGGCCGAAGCGAACCGACAGGGAAGUCCAGCUAGUCACAAAAGUCAGGACUCUGGGUUUUCGGACACCGAAACCUCACCGAAUGCGGUCGGUGGCCACUCGAAGGGCAACGUCAGUAGUAAUUUAAGUAUCAACGAAAGUCAAAAUGCGUCCGGGGAGAAGCUUACACCAAAGAGAAGCGUCGACGAGGAGCUGCUGUUUCAGAGGUCACCUUCGUUGAACAGUGGCGCGCCGACACCUCCGACCGUCAUCCGGCGACCACUCCCCAAGCAGGAGACAGUGAACGCACCCCAGCAGACGGCGACCGGACGCCGGUUAUCGUUCACCGAACCAACGAGCCUAACGUCGUCCAUUGAUUCUGGUGGAAGUACAUCGCUGAAGCGUGGCCGUGUCAUCACGAAAAAUAGCCGCGUGAAGCGGAACCUCAACGAACAGCUGAGCCACUCGAGCGAGGAGAUGAUCUCAUUGGACGGAAGCGAACUGUCGGAGAUGCUGAACCAAACGAAUUGGAUCUUAAAGUCGAUGGCAGGAACAAGUGGGUCCGAUGCGAAUAAUAACCUCCAUCAGAAUGAAGCAUUUAAAAGGGAAGGACGAGAACUUCCGACGUAUGCCCAGCUCUAUCCAGCUGGAACUUCAACACCGAUCAAGCAUCAGUCGAAGCUAUACCGAUCGCUCCCCCUUUCUCCAUCACAUCGAACAGCUAGCCCUCGAGAACUGCAACACAUUAAACCCGCCAGUAGUCCUUCCGGAUCAACAACGACCGUGGUGGAAAACUUCUACGACGAACUGGAUCAUCUAAGGGACUCCACUACGGCCAGUGAGCAUGGCUUCAGCUACACCAUCUACGACAAUCCCUUACUAAACGGUCACACACCGGCCGUGCAGAGUUGGCUCGAUGGGCUGAGGUUCGCGUGUCAAAGCGAGGUUAUGUCGAUCCUGCAGACAAAGUCUAUCGCGGCGGAAGCGGGACGAACGACACGGAUGACUUCGGCCGUUGCGGUGAAGAUCAUUCGCCACCUCCAGACGAAGGUGACCACGUUGCAGGGAGCGUUCGAGCGGGUGGAAAAACUCUUCGCCGCCAUCAAACGUUAUCAGUCCCAACAGGACAACGACGAGGAUGACGAGGAGGAUGAGAAGGAGAUCUAUCAGAAGGUGGCCCCGUUCGUGCACGGGCUGGCAAGCGAUAUCUACGAGUUUGUGCUGAAACAGAAGGGAAACGAUUACUUCGGGCGCGAGCAGGUUGAGAAGGACGACCGACGGAAGUUCCUCGAGAACGCACAGUCGCUCGUGGACAUGACGUCGGACUUGAGGGCAGCCGCAGCGAAUGCGGAAGACUUCGAUUACCGCUCGGUGGAGGAGGAGGUUCAGAUCGUGAAGCGGUACUUCCUCAUCACCGUGCGGUUGAUCUUCAAGAACCUCGUGAAGGUGAUCGUGGACACCGUCGAGACGGCCAAGUGUGAUUUGAUCCUGCGCUCGAACCUGAGCUACGUGGCGAUGCUCUCGAACCUGGACUACAACGGGUUGGCCUCGUUGAACGAUGCGUUCAUCGCGAACUACACCGUCCGGGCGUUGCUGCUCGUGUGCGUCGAGUCGAAGUUUUCCUCCAUUCGAGCGCUCGCGUUACGAGCCUUGGCCACCGUCUGCUCGACGACGGAAACGAUCCGGCAGCUCGAACGUGCCGACGGGUUGGAAGUCCUCCGGGACAUUCUGGUGGUCGAUCAGAAGCAGCAGACAAAUGGUGGAAUCAAUGAGCGGACGGAACCGGAACUGAGGGAAACCGUUUCGGUGUUGACGCAAAUUACGGCACCCUGGCAUGGGGAGGACCACCGGCUGGAGGGUUUGAAGCAGCACGUACACUCCAUCGUUGAGGCGAUAACCGAGAUCAUCGAGCGGACGACCUGCUGUCAAACGCUGCUCCUGUGCUCGGCCUGCCUGAACAACAUGACGCGCAUCGAACCGACGGCGGUCUACUCGCUGAUGGCGCAGGAUACGGUUGCCAAGCUGAAGACGGCCACCGAACAGCGUGGUCCCGGCACGUCCAUCUUUCUCUACGAACAAUUCACCUCGAUGCUGUACAACAUGUCGGCCAACUGGAAGUGCCACCAUCAUCUCGCCAGCCGGCCGCUGGUCGCCUUCCUGGUGGCGCUCUUCAGCCAGAAGUUCUACGAGAAGCUCGCGAGCCGCACCGAGUCCGAGGCGCAGCGGAAAACGAUCAAGAACAUCCUGCACGUGCUGUCGCGGCUGAUGAGCGGCGGCUGUCUGGUGGCCAGCUCGCCCGCCACGCUCGAGCUGCUCGAGACGACGCUGGUGCCGGUGUUCGCCCGGAUCGAGCGCACGCUGGACGGUACCAGCGAACACUAUCGCGACAUCUCGUCCAUCAAUCGGUGGUUCAAUGAAAGUGUCACCUCGCGCCACGGUUCGUCGCCCACGGUAGUGGUUCCGGUUGGCGAGCUGGCGAAGGACAACCGACAGCCGGUCGCUCCCCACAUUACCCGGCUCACGGUGCGGCGCGAUCCGGUGAACGGGGCGGUCAUUACGCUGGAUAAGAACCGGCACGAAAGUUACGUCUAACAGCAACGCCGGGCCAGAAUCCUUUCUUCCAAAUCCAUGCGGCCCAUGGGAAGGUGUCUGACAGACGACCAGAACCGGAUUGAAUUAUUAUCUUGCAAGCCCCCGAAAUGAACAAGUUACGUGACGACGACCGUAGACGACGUCCAAAGGGCUUCGGAAUCGUACGGGACAGUGAAACCGACGGGAAGAAUCCCAUGUGCCAUAAGGUUCGUCGUUCGAACGCACGUACCGACGAACUAACGAACGAACGAACGGAACAAUAGGGGAAAGUUUACGUGGCAUGCCAUGUAUCCUUAGAGCGUUUGAGAAGGGAAAGGUACUGUGAAGACAUACGACGGAGGAACCAAUUCGUAGCCAUAGAAAUCAAGAUCUGUUCAUCUUUCGCAGGACACUUUCGUCCUAGAAGGCUUUGGAAAGAAGAUUUGUGAGAAUAGGAUGUGCGUGUAUUGUGUUGACGCACAUGGUGUAUGUAUGUAUGCUCUUGCGUUAGUCACCAGAGGAUCUAAUAUAUUCGUAGCUUAUGGUUGUAAUUUAUUUCCAAAAAGAAGCUGUUGUACGUGAAAAGGGCACAUGUUUAUUGUAAUAUAAAUGCGAACUGAAUAGAAAAGGAAAAUCGAAUGACAAAA